AUGGUCGCCCCCCAAUCUCCCACCUCUCCCAAGCGGAGUCGUGGGUUCAGCAUCAAAUCCGACAAGUCGAACCAAUCUGGCUCACCAGGCCACAAACGCGGACUGUCAGAGUCCUCGGAGGAGAAAUCCCGUCGCAAUCUACACACCAAAGCCGAUCCCUUGGUCGCCAUGAACGAACUCCAGCCCAUGGCGGUGGCCCUGGAAAAGUCGAAUUUGGGCUCCCUUCGUGAGAUUGAGCAUAAAGAUCAAUUUGGAAAUGUCAUCUCCGAUCCUGACCUGUCAAACCCCACCCGGCCACGUUUGGAGCGCCCUUUGGAUACAAUCCGAUCGUUUGAGGCGGCCAUCUACGGAUCAUACACCAGUAACCGUGCAUCAUAUGCCAGAACAGAUGAUGCUGGAUCACAGAUGGGCGAUUACAGCCGACGAACAAGCUACUAUGGAGGUCAAAACGGUCCUUCCAACAGGAAUUACGAUCAAAGCAACUACUACGGAGGACCUCCAUCGCGCCCAGAUAGCAUCGUGAACGCCUAUCAGAACGCUCCCCAAUCGCCCGAGAACCCCUACCAGAACGGAUACGGUCAGAAUGGGGGUAGAAAGCCAUCCAGACAUCCGCGCGGGUCCCCCACCGACGGCUACCGUAAUAAUGUCAACUACUCGCAGUACGACUAUCCACAGGGCAAUGGUCAGCGCUCAUAUGACAACGUGAAUGCCAUGUCCAAUGGAUCCGGCAACACAGAUUCUUACGGCCACUCCACCGACCCCAGCUCGAUGAACAGCUCCUAUGACCAGUUGCAGCAGCAGGCCCUGCAGCAACAGCGUCUUGGCGAGCGUGCCCAAGCUGAGUACGGUGUCAACGGACUCACACCCAGGACACAGCCAGGGGAUCCGAGCUUGGGCGGACCCGUCGGUGGAGGUGCAGGAGCUGUGCCUGCAGCAGCUCCCCCGCGUAAGGCCUUCAACCAGAUCCCACCUCCGCCCAAGGAAGAUAAGCGGAAGAGCUGGUUCAAGCGCCGGUUCAACAAAGACUAA
This is a messenger RNA of Penicillium paradoxum, 1029 nucleotides long. Its product is annotated as DUF2406 domain-containing protein. The record is from RefSeq and is a predicted model, not a curated record. The transcript has 5 exons. The coding region runs from base 1 to 1029 and encodes 342 amino acids. Lineage: Eukaryota; Fungi; Ascomycota; Eurotiomycetes; Eurotiales; Aspergillaceae.